AUGGCGAAAAGGAAACGAGAAUCCGCGCCGGAAGGGGACCGCUUGGAGGCUAAAAACUCGACGAAGAAGGCGAAAGCGGCGACGAAGGCUCCGCAGUCUACAGUAAUUAAGCUGAGCGACAAUGGCUCUGUGACAAUCCAAAUCGUCGCCGGGUCCUACGACCGAGUGCUCCACGGCAUCACAGCGACAGUCAAGCCGGCACCGGCCGCUGCUGCCCCUGCGAAGAAGAAGGGCAAAGACAGCGACGCGCCAGCGCAGCCACAGCCGAAGACCGAGUUCGCCGACACGUUCCUCUUCAACGCGCACAACUCGGCCAUCCGCUGCCUCGCCCUCUCCCCGCCGUCGGCCCCGGCGCCAGGGCAAUCCCAAAAGGUUUUGCUCGCGACGGGCAGCACAGACGAGCGCAUCAACAUCUACAACCUCUCGGCGCACCCGCCGUCCCACCGCGCCGAGGAGGACAAGGAAUGGAAACUGCUCUCGUCGCUCGCGCCCCGCCCGAUCCUCGAAAACCCGAAAAACCGCGAGCUGGGUACCCUGCUGCAUCACUCGUCCAACAUCACGAGGCUUGCCUUCCCCAACCGCUCCAAGCUGCUCAGCGCCGCCGAGGACUCUACGAUAGCAGUCACGCGCUGCCGCGACUGGACGCUGCUGCACACCUUCAAAUGCCCCAUCCCGAAGGUGCACGGCCGGCCCAGCGGGGAUACGGCCGGGGUGGGCGGGGUGCCGCACGGGGUGAAUGACUUUGCGGUGCACCCAAGCAAUAAGAUCAUGAUUAGUGUCAGCAAAGGGGAGCGGUGCAUGCGGCUGUGGAACUUGGAGACGGGCAAGAAGAGCAGGGUGUUGAAUUUUGAGCGCGGGCUGCUGGCGGAGCUGGGAGAGGGGAAGCACUCGACGGGCGAGGCGAGGAGGAUUGUCUGGGGUAGUGCGAGGGGCGGGGAAGAUGAGUUCGCGGUGGGGUUCGAUCGGGACGUGUUGGUGUUUGGCAUCGACUGCGUGCCGCGGUGUCGGGUCAUGCAAGAUGCGAGGAUGAAGGUGCAUGAGUUCUGCUAUGUUGAGUUGGGUGGAGAGAGGGACGAGACGGUGCUUGCAGUGUCCACGGAGGAUGGGCGGGUUGUGUUCUUCUCAACGGCCGAGGAGGAUUUGGAGGCGCCGCCCAAGGACAAAACGCUGCGGGUGGCGAGGUUGGUUGGCACGCUGGGGGGAAAGGAGGCGGGCGUGGAGGGCAGGAUCAAAGACUUUACGGUCCUGCCGGUGGAGGACAGGGAGCGGAAGAGGUCAUUCUUCAUCGUCACCGGGAGCAGCGACGGCCGCAUCCGGCUGUGGCAGGUGGGCGCUGAAGACCUGAGCAGCAGCAGCACGGGCGAGUCGCCCAAGCAGGUCGGCCAGCUCCUGGGGCUGUAUGAGACGCAGAACAGAAUCACUUGCGUGGCGGCCUUCGUCAUGAUACCCCGGCCGCAGGGGGCGGAGGAGAGCGAGUACGAGUUUGAGACGGAGGAGUCAGAGGAGAGCGGCGACGAGUAG
Molecule: messenger RNA, 1521 nt
Organism: Parathielavia appendiculata
Lineage: Eukaryota; Fungi; Ascomycota; Sordariomycetes; Sordariales; Chaetomiaceae
Product: WD40 repeat-like protein
Exons: 1
Coding region: 1-1521 (506 amino acids)
Molecular function (GO): protein binding
Source: RefSeq, a predicted model, not a curated record